Messenger RNA from Columba livia (rock pigeon), 3753 nucleotides. RefSeq names its product HAUS augmin like complex subunit 6 (gene HAUS6). The coding region runs from base 420 to 2837 and encodes 805 amino acids. Gene Ontology annotation, biological process: spindle assembly. The transcript is spliced from 16 exons. The record is from RefSeq and is a predicted model, not a curated record. Gene Ontology annotation, cellular component: mitotic spindle microtubule; HAUS complex. Gene Ontology annotation, molecular function: microtubule binding. Lineage: Eukaryota; Metazoa; Chordata; Aves; Columbiformes; Columbidae.
CGCGCGCAAAAGCUUUUGGCGGGAGGGGGAAAAUGGCGGCGGCGCGGCGGCCGCUCGGCGGCCCUUAGGUGGCCGUUGUUCGCCCGGUCCCGUCGGAGCGUGCUCCCUGAGCGGCUUGGCACUAUGAACUCCGAGUGGGAGGGCGAUCAUCUCUACCUGUAUAUGCUGGCCCUGGGCUUCGACCUGCAGGCAGCUGGCAGCGGUGACAUGACAUUUGGAGCGAAGAUGUUUGAUGUCCCAAACAGCAGUGCGUUUAAGGCCAUUGUCAUCUUCUUGUUUGUUAAACUGGAUAAGACCCGUGCAGAAGAAGCUUUCAGAGUCUAGGUCAAAGCUGUUUUCCACAAGUUACACCUUCUACAUUUAUUUCUCCUGUUGGUCCUAAAUGUGUUGACCUGUUGUAUCAGCUUGCAAGACAUGUAAUGGUUGAGGACAUGAAAAGGAAUUGCCUAGGCACUGAUAUAUCUUUUGCUGAAACUGUAAACUUGAGACCUAAGGAUAUGUACGUGGCAAAUGCAAGAUGCAGAGUUUCAUGCAAUAAACUUCUGCACAUUUUUCAAAAGGAAGAUUUUGUCCUUCAAGAAUAUAAGAAAAAAUCGCAGCUUUUAAUUAAGGACAUAAGAGCGCUACAGCUUGAAUUUGAAUCCUUGAAGAUACAGUCUUGCAAGAUGAAACAAAGUAACCAAACUGACAAAGCUGAGAGAAUUCAAAAGGUCCGCAGUAUGUGGACAGCUAUAAUGGAAGUGCUUACAUCUCUCAAAAAGGAAAAGGAAGUUGUGGAUUCUGUACUUCAGGGUUGUGUUGGUCAGUGGAUUUUAGAUGGAACUAAUGUGACCAUCAGUGUUCCACAGCUGUUGGCUCACAGAGUUGAAAGUGAUGUACACCAACUUUGUACAGGAAAUGUAUAUAAAGAUGGAAAACUGAAUUUCUUAACAGUCCUUCAGUUAUUAAAUGAAGCCCUGAGGACACUGAGAGAUGAACAUGGUCCAUCUGAAUUAAAACAACUAUUUGAGCUUGCUGAGAACAAGAUUGCGCUCUGCGGUAGAGUACUACAGGAGUUGAAAGCAAAUAACCUAAAAAGAGAGCAUUUGUAUUGUUGGUCAACAAAUGGAUCUUUUUCUGAAAAACAGAAAGACUGGAAAGUAAAGUGGGAAAAACAUCUCAGCCAGUGUCCUUUUAAUUUGAUCUUAAGUCAAGAUCCAGAACUUGAUUUAAGAGCUUCAACAUUUAAGGAUUUUUAUUCUGAAGAAGGAGGAGAUAAUGAUGAUGAUGAUGAUAGUGUCUUUUGUCAAUAUCCAGCAUCAGUUUCAGAUGUUUGUGAUUCUGUUAAUGAAGUACAUGAUGAGAAAGAUGAUGGGGCGCUGGAAGCUGUGAUGGAUAAGUCAACACCACCACAAACAUGCCCUGAAAGGAGCUCCUCAGUGCAUUUGGAGUUGCCAAAAGCAUCUGAAAACAGAGAUGUACUACUUGAAAAGAACUUGAAUACUGAAACUUGCAAGGAGAAAGAAAGGCCUGUGUCUCCAAAGAUCUUCAAAAAUGGAAAGGAUGAGUCUGCUGUUUCAGAAAUGUCAGAGAAUGUAGGUGAUGAAGUUACCCAGAUGAAGUCUCCUGCCAAAAAAGAAGACCCUCUUAAUGAAGCCCGAAAUGAACUGGCGGAACAGGUUGCAAAAGCAGUAGUGUCUGAGUCACCUCAGAGUAGUGAAGGAAAAGGAAUGGCAUUAGAAGAUCUCAUUAACAUACUGGCUGUUAACCCAUUUUUAACAAGGAAACAAAUUCCCCGAACUCCAGAAAAUCUGCUUACUGAAAUUAGAAGCUCAUGGAGAAAAGCUGUUCAGACUGAGGGCUCAUCAGACAUAGAGCUGACCCCAACUGAGGUAAUGACAGAAGAAGCACUUGUAACACAGGGGGUGGCAGACUCCAUCCCUGCAUCUUCUGUACCUGACUCGGAUCCUCCUGUGUCAGAAAGGAUGGCUUCAUUAAGUUCUGCAGAAUUUAGACCUCAAGAGCAAAUGAGCAUAAGUUGUUUUGCUGAAUCUUCUUUAUUGGAAACACCUAGAAUGAGAGAGAGAGAGAGCACUCUUGAAGAAGAGGAGUUAACAUGUAUUGCUUUGAACAAAAGUUCUGUAGAAGAUCAAGAAGAACAGACUUUUCAAUAUGUAGAGAAAAGCAUGAAUACUCCAGAUAUUUGUUCAGAAGACAAUAGCAGAACGAAUGCUGUACCUUCAGACCACUUUCAGGGUUCCUUAAAGGAUUUGGUCCUGCACCGGAACGUAUGUCUGUUGUUAGAUUCUCUUAGUCCUCAAGCUGCCUCCUUGGGAAUAUUGGGUGAGACGCUUCCAGAAGAACUUUGUAAAAUAGACUCUGAGCUUGAAGAUUCGUUGGUAUCCAAUUGUGAUGUAAUAGACAGCACAUAUGUAACAGACGAUUCAAAAAAUAAGGGGGAUAUUCAGAAAUCAAAGCCAGAUUCACAGUCUCUGUUCAAUACAUGUAAAGCACUGAAAAAGUCUUCAUCUAUCAGUGAAGAGGAGCUGCAUCAAACAUAUAGUGGAGAUGAAUUCGUGAGUUGUAGAUCAGACUUAAGUCUUGCACCAGAAAAAAGAGAAAGAGGUGAAUCGUGCAGUCCUCUAGAAUUCUUCUUGGAUGAAGAAUUUAGCAAGACACCAUUGUCAGUAUCUCCUCAUGACAGAAAAUAUUCCCUGUCGUCACUGCUGGUAACCUGUCAACAUUUGGAAGAAAUGGCAUCAAUGGUACAUGAAAUCCCAUCAGACUUAAUACAUAAAUUAAAUGAUGAAGACCAGUUGAAUGAGAAGCCAGACAUGAAGGAACCAUCAUCAGGGUAGAAUUUGUGAAGCGGAAGCAUAACCAUAGUGCAGUCAUGGUUCACUUGAGUGUGUAGCAUCUUCUCUAAACACUGUCUAGAUGAAGAACUUCCACUCCUUUCUGGUUUUUGUAGAGACUGUAUCCCGGUCUCUUCUUUUAAAACUGUUUAAAACUUUUUAAAACUUUUAAAAACUUUUUAAAACUUUUAAAACUUUUAAAACUUUAAAUCUGCUCUGGUUCUUCCAGUUAGAAUGUUACUAUGGAUAACUUCAAUGUACAGCCUGCCAUUUAUGUACAGAACUGUGCAUUCUUUUUUAAGCAUAUUUUGAAAAAUAGCAGAUGUUGCAUAAUCCUAAAAAAACAUUCUCAGAUGAGAAGCAGUGAAGUCCUUUGCAUCUCUGUCUUGCCCAUAACCCUGCACCUCCUUCUCCAAAUACCAAACACAAAACAAAAAUCAAACCACCACUCACACAAGUUUUACUUGAUGCUCUACAUUCAUUUGAUUCUUGUCUCUUAUUAAGACUUCUGGUCAACAUUUCUGUCACUUCUAUCUUUUGACAGAGGCUUCCACUGGAGUGUCUGUUUCUUUAGGCAUAUUACUGAAUGUAAGUUUUAUAUUAAAGUUUUAAGAAAAAAAGAAUUGUGGUAGUGCUAGUGCUAUCUUCAAAUAGUUGGAAGACAUUUAUGACAUUCUGAUAUAAGUAACUGAUAACAUAGCUUGUGGUGGAGUGGGAAUGUAGGAGCUGAGCUUCCAGCAAAUCAGCUCAUUACUGUAAAAGUACUGACCCCUAGCCUGAGGUGUUUAUAGAAUUGUGAAGCACUGCUAAAUUGUUUUUAUGUUCUGGUGUAUCUUUCUCCUCCUUUCUUCCAAAACAGUUGAAGAAUCUCCACUUGUAUUUGACAUAUCCCUCAUAAAGCAGAAUUUGACAAGCUUUA